Molecule: messenger RNA, 249 nt
Organism: Pyricularia pennisetigena
Lineage: Eukaryota; Fungi; Ascomycota; Sordariomycetes; Magnaporthales; Pyriculariaceae
Exons: 1
Coding region: 1-249 (82 amino acids)
Source: RefSeq, a predicted model, not a curated record
AUGUACACCUACACCGUGGCGGCCGACUACGUCAGCCUCGACGAGCUCCUGGCUGACGUUGUGCGAGAGCAGAGGAAGACGGUCCUGUCCCAGACCUGGCAUCGCGGCUGGCUAUCCUGGGAAUCGUGGCGGCUUUGGUUGAGGUCGCCGUCGCCGUCGUCCCUGGACAUUGAUGUGGAGGCGGCUGAUUGGCUGAUCAACAACGUGGAUGGCUUUCUCUCGAAUCCUCGCAGUGGCACCAUGGCUUGA